UAAUCAAUCUUACGCCAUCGAAUUGGCAAGUAGUAGCUCAAGAUUCUUUCUCUUGAUUCAUUUUGCUCUCUGUAAACCCCAAUCAAUGGAUCCACCUGUUUUCCACACUGAUUUUGUGAAUCGGGAGCGAGAAAUUUUGGGGCACUGCUUUGGCGCUCUUUCUUGCUGUUCGUGACAUUAGGGUUUUUUAAUUUCUAGAAUUCCCUUCACAUGAGGAGCGAUUGCUGCUUCAAUUUGAAAAUUAGGGAAAGAUUGCCUGGGAGUUCUUUUUUUGGACUCCUCGAUUAGCGGUGGAUAUGACAUCCUUCACGUGAUUCUUUUGAGUAAUUAAGAAGGGGGAAGAACAGUCUUAAAUUCAUUUGGUGGUGGGUAUUCUCUUAUUUACUGCCACUUUAAUCCUAAACCAUCUGGGGUUUGUGGAUUGUUUGAAAAAUUUGGAGGAUGGAUCAUCCUGAGAUUUUUGGCCGUGGUUCUUCUCGUGUUCUAGCUGAGGAAGAUGAUGGUGAAGAUUUUCGAAGUUGUUGCGAAGAUCACGAAGUAUGGAAAGAAAAUGAAUUUGCAGGGGAAGAACAGUCUGAGAAGGAGGAGGAUCUUGAUGAGUUUUCCGUGAAAUUGUUCUUUAAAGGCGUUUCGAUAGCGGGGAUCGGCGAUCCUGCUUCUGGUCUUUCUGGAAUUUGUGUAUUCAUGGAGAAAUCAGGAAAAGUCCCUUUUAUUCAGGUCCAGAAGAAGCUUGACUUUUAUGUUGAUGAGUUAGUUGCUGAUUAUUUAGCUCUAAUGGAUGGUCUGGUUGAGGCUAUGCAGAACGACAUCCACUGUAUUCGAGCUUUCACCGACUCCGAUCCGUUAUAUAAACAGAUAACAAACGAAGAACAGCCUGAAAUUCCACUUCUUUUAGCGCUGAAAGAAAGGAUUCUUGAACAUGCUAGCAAUUUUGAAGCCUUUUCUCUAAACCUUUCUUCAAGUACUGAUCUCGAGCAGCCAUUUCAUCUUGCGAAAGUGGCUAUCGGGGUUCUUUCUCGUCCGAAAAAAGGCGAUAAAUCCGUUGAAAAUUGUUCUAUUUGUUGUGAUAAUAAACCAUCUGCCAUGAUUGUUGCAUUGAAGUGUUGUCACAAGUUCUGCUCUAAUUGUUUGAAGACUUAUGUUGAUGGAAAAGUAGAGGCAUCCCAAGUUCCCAUUAGAUGCCCUCAAUUGAGAUGCAAAUAUUACAUUACAAACACUGAGUUUAGAUCUUUUCUUCCCCUGACUUUAUAUGAAUCAUUAGAGAAUACCUUAGCAGAAGCAAACCUUCGCUCGGAUAGAAUUUACUGCCCUUUUCCGAAUUGCUCUGUCCUGUUAGACCCGAGCGAAUGUUUGUCAGCUAGGGCGAGUUCAUCAAGUCAAUCGGAUAAUAGCUGUUUCGAGUGUCCUGUAUGUCAGAGAUUCAUCUGUGUUGAAUGUCAAGUUCCUUGGCACUCGUCGAUGAGCUGCGAAGAAUUUCAGAACGUCCCGUUAGAGGAGAGAGACGCUGCUGAUAUUACCUUACACCAUCUUGCACAAAACAAAAGGUGGCGCCGUUGUGAGGAGUGUCGUAGGAUGAUUGAAUUGACUCAGGGUUGCUACCAUAUGACAUGCUGGUGUGGGCAUGAAUUCUGCUAUUCAUGUGGUGGUGAGUAUCAAGAUGGGCAACAGACGUGCCGAUGCGCGUUGUGGGACGAAGAAAACUCCGAGGAUAUGGUCACCCAUUCCAUCCAAGAAUCUGAGCAGUGGGCAUGGGAGACUUUUAAUUCCCUCCCCAUGAUAAUGGACGCAUACUCCGAGCAAGAGAGGUCACAAUUAGCACUGAUUCAACGAUUCCUCGCCGGGGGAUUUAGUUUGAGCGACCACCAACCGUAUCAAUCUCCACCACAAUGUACAGACUCUUCUUAUGUCGACACGAUGAAGGACAUACACCAGCUUCCUUGGCUCGAGAGGUUUGUUUCUCUGAUAAGCGAUAGCUAUUACGAAGAUUAUGUACAAUGAUAUCGAUUCUUAGGUGUCUUACUGAUAUUGAAAAAUAAAAGGGGGAGGGUAAAAGAGGUUCUUACUCUAGUUUUCGUCCAUUUACACCGCCAAGCUUGGCAUUUCGAUGUACUGAAUCAUGCUGCUGCUGCUGCUUAUGAUGUGGCCCUCAGAGGCCCUCCUUGCAUUAGAUUAGAAUGGAGGAAUCUUAUGCAAACAAAUGCUUGAAAAAAGAGCCAAAGAAAUAGAGAAGAAUUUAAAAGAAAAUUAUGUGUUCAUUUUGUUGAAUGAUGUGAAAGUUAUGUCUUCCUUUCUUUGUGAAUGAGAUAGUUUGUCAUCUAAUGGGUGGGACUGUUUUUGUUUUC
Molecule: messenger RNA, 2342 nt
Organism: Cucurbita pepo subsp. pepo (vegetable marrow)
Lineage: Eukaryota; Viridiplantae; Streptophyta; Magnoliopsida; Cucurbitales; Cucurbitaceae
Product: E3 ubiquitin-protein ligase RSL1
Biological process (GO): protein ubiquitination
Molecular function (GO): zinc ion binding; RNA-DNA hybrid ribonuclease activity; ubiquitin-protein transferase activity
Source: RefSeq, a predicted model, not a curated record